Molecule: messenger RNA, 5279 nt
Organism: Seriola aureovittata
Lineage: Eukaryota; Metazoa; Chordata; Actinopteri; Carangiformes; Carangidae
Gene: nfatc1
Product: nuclear factor of activated T cells 1
Exons: 10
Coding region: 440-3061 (873 amino acids)
Biological process (GO): cytokine production; calcineurin-NFAT signaling cascade; regulation of transcription by RNA polymerase II
Cellular component (GO): transcription regulator complex
Molecular function (GO): transcription factor binding; RNA polymerase II cis-regulatory region sequence-specific DNA binding; DNA-binding transcription factor activity, RNA polymerase II-specific
Source: RefSeq, a predicted model, not a curated record
UCCCCGGGUUUAAAAGCGCAGAGGUCCGGUGUGCGCCGGAGCAGUGCGUCACAGCGACCCAGCACCGCCAGGAUCCCCCGACACACAGACCCGGAGUCAGACACCUCAGCACGGCGGCGACAGCAGCUUCUUCUGCAUCAGCCAUGACUUUACUCCACAUGUUUUAAUAUUUCACACGCGACUCGAUUUGACGUUUUCCUUUUGGAUUUUCUCCUGUUUGAAAUCGAAGCAGCUGUUUUUCAACUAAGUUUUUUCUUACAUAUAUAUUUGUCAUCCUGGUUUGUUUCGCGGUGGUUCAGAGACAGAGGAUCCUGAGCAACAGCUGGAGGAUUAUAAAUAUAGAAAUAUCUAAACUCCGCUAUAUGGAUAAAGAGUCGCUCCCAUCUGCAGCUGCUCUCACAGUUUGAUCUCAGACGUUUCUCUCUGCCUGAAGACGAAGAUGAAAUCAGCUGAAGAGGAUGCAUAUGGCUACACGCCAAAUGUCAGUCUCUCCCUCCCUCUGGGCAACCCGUGUAUCCCCUCCCAGUACCACAGCCUCCAGUCCAGCCCCACCAUAUCUGUCUCCGUCAGCGAGCCUCACAGUUACGACACCCAGGAUGACAUGACGGGGGCCGGCUACUACUCGUCUUCGAGCACCCGCCCAAACGGGGCCCCGACCCUGGAGAGCCCUCGUAUCGAGAUCACGGCCUACGGUCAGUUUCCUGAGGAUGAGGUGGAGGAGAGCAGCCUUCCCGUCACCAAGAGAGUCAACUCCGUGGUGACACUGACCCUCCCCAGUGCCGACAGUUACCGUGACCCCAGCUGCCUGAGUCCGGCCAGCAGCAUCUCAUCUCGCAGCUGCCACUCUGACGCCUCCUCUUACGAGUCAGGCUUCUCCUACAACUACGACAACUCCCCCCAGAACUCCCCCUGGCAGUCUCCCUCUGUGUCCCCCAAAGGCUCCACCCUCGCCCUGCCAGGUGACGGCUGUGCCUCUGGCGGAUCCCCUCGCCACUCCCCCUCCACCUCUCCGCGCACCAGUAUAACAGAUGACACCUGGAUGGGUCAGCGUGGCUCCAGGCCCAACUCCCCUUGUGGUGCAAAGAGGAAGUACAGCUUCAACGGCAGCGGGGCGCCACACAAGCACUACCCCUACUCGCCCAACCACUCCCCCGGACCUUCCCCGCAGACCUCGCCACGCCUCAGCAUCACAGAGGAGUCCUGGCUCCCAAACACCAACCAGUACACCAACUCAGCCAUCCUGGCAGCCAUUAAUGCCCUUACCACAGACGGAGUGGCCGACCUCGCUGAGGGAAUCCCCAUGAAGGCCCGGAAAACCAGCCUGGAGCACAUCCCCACGGUCAGCCUAAAGGUGGAGCCGGGGGGCGAGGAGCUGAGUCCAGGGCAGCUCUGUGAGGACGAGCACCCAUCCAACCGCCUGUCGCUAAAGAAGGAAGGUUACUGCGGCGGGUUUCUGGACGUGCCGCAGCACCCGUACUCUUGGUCCAAGCCAAAGCAAUAUGUGAGCCCAUCCCUGCCGGCUCUGGACUGGCAGCUUCCAUCCAGCUCUGGGCCGUACAGCCUGCAGAUCGAGGUGCAGCCCAAGUCCCACCACCGAGCCCACUACGAGACAGAGGGCAGCAGGGGGGCGGUGAAGGCCCUGGCAGGAGGACACCCAGUCAUCCAGCUCCACGGCUACAUGGAGAGCGAGCCUCUCACCCUGCAGCUGUUCAUCGGCACGGCUGACGACCGGCUGCUCAGGCCCCACGCCUUCUACCAGGUCCACCGCAUCACCGGGAAGACAGUGUCCACCCCGAGCCACGAGGCUCUGCACAACAACACCAAGGUGCUGGAGAUCCCGCUGCUGCCAGAGAACAACAUGAGGGCCAUAAUCGACUGCGCCGGGAUCCUGAAGCUGCGUAACUCAGACAUCGAGCUGAGGAAGGGGGAGACGGACAUCGGACGCAAGAACACACGAGUGCGGAUGGUUUUCAGAAUUCACGUCAACCAGGCCACAGGCCGAACGGUGUCCCUGCAAGUGGCAUCCAAUCCCAUCGAGUGCUCCCAGAGAUCGGCCCAGGAGCUGCCGCUGGUGGAUAAGCAGAGCUUGGAGACUUGUCCCGCCCCCGGAGGGGAGAGGAUGCUCCUCGAUGGACACAACUUCCAGCACGACUCCAAGGUGGUGUUCGUGGAAAAGGCUCAAGACGGUCACCACCUCUGGGAGACUGAGGCCAAGGUUGAGAGAGACACCUCAAAGCCUAAUUCGCUCCUGGUUGAAAUCCCUCCGUAUCGGAACCAGAGGCUCUCCACUCCGGUCCACGUCAACUUCUACGUCUGCAACGGCAAGAGGAAACGAAGCCAGUAUCAGCGCUUCACCUUCGUCCCCGCCAGCGUUCCAACAAUAAAGACGGAGCCACAUGACGACUACGACGCCCCCCUGUUGUGCACUCAGCAUGGUUCCACCCUGGCCUUGCACCCAAAGCCAUACUUCCCCUCGCAGGUCAUGCCCCCUGCGAUGAUGACCUCUGACCCCAGGCCGUGUGUUGUAGGUGGAGCUUACCCUGUCAGCCAGCCUAGACUGACAGCCAAGCCUUCCACGCUAACCUCCUCUUCCUCUCCGUGCACCAGCCCCAAAUUGCACGACCUGUCGUCGUCACCCUUCUCCCCCAAGUGCCCCCCUGCCGGCCCAGCGGUCCCACACCAGGGCCCCCAGUCCCCGAUCCCUCACGUCUCCAUCAUCCAGGAGACCCCCGGGCGCUACCAGCUACCCAGCCUCUACCCACCCAGCAGCUCCUCCUCCUCCCCAACCUCGCAGCCAUCCACCCCGACCGACGCCCCCUUCUCUCCGGCCCAAUGCAUGACUCCAGCCCAGCCGGUCAGCGGCAGCACCAGCCCAGCCACCCAGCAGCACCCCAAAGCACCAGAAAGAGGGCGAGCCCCCCUGCAGGAGGACGGCAGCCCCCCGACACUGGCUGUCAGCAUCAAACAAGAACCGCAGGAGCUGGACCAGAUGUACCUCGAUGAUGUCAAUGAGAUCAUCAGGAACGACCUGUCCAGCAUCUCCGUCCACAGCCACGCGUAGUUUCCCGUCACCUGCAAAACUGACACAGAAAACAAACAAAAAAGGGAAAAAACAAACGAAGGCGACUCUGCGCUCUGCAUGUUCGGACUACAGCGUGCACGAAGCAGCUCGAAGGAAAUCCGAGGAGAACAAUUGUAAAUGUAUCGUCGAGACGACCAGGGUCCAACACGUGCCUUGUUUUUCAUAUAUAAAGCUUUUAUGCAGAAAUUAUCCAAGGAGUAAAUCACAUGACUGACUUUUUUUAAGACAUGUAGAUUGAGUAUGUAGCAACCAAACCUGCCACCCCAAACACACACACACACGCACACACACACACACACAACAUGGUAUAAAAUAUGCUUUUAGGGGACCAAGAAUUGUUUUAUAUGUGUUUUCUUGCUGCAGUUUGUAAAUGAUUCAGUGCCUAUGUGUUGUGUAAUUUGUAUAUACAGUGUCUGUACUGCUUCAGUUUGCAUAUCUGGCUUUACAGAGACAGUUUAACAGAGAAGUGCCUUUGACUGGAGACGGAAAGAUGUGGCUUCACAAGUUCAACCUCAAAAUUCGAAAUGAAAGUGAGAUAAUGUAACUUCUGUUGAGUGGCUGCUGCGGCCGCAAGUGACAAUUAUGGGGUAAUGGUAAAAUGCUAAGACAUACUGUAACACUAGCACAAAGACAGGAUUGUCAUAAAGUCAGCAAUGUCCGUUACACAGUAAUAUCCGUCUAGAGUUUGCUAACAUUAGCUAACAUUAGCCACCAUAAGCUAAUGGUCAUACCAGACCAAAUGAGGUCGGAAGAGCAAAACAUCAGUGUGUUGAAUCGAUGAAGGGGUUUUGUUUUAUUUCUUAUGAAUCAACUUUUCAUUUGUAACAGGAAGAAUGUGUCGGCUCUGGUGUUAAAAGUUGCGCGGUCUUGCUUUAAAUCAUAUUUGUUUGGCAAGUUAGAGUUACUAAAAACCGAAUCCAUUUCCUGUAUUCUACGGAAGCCGAGAGCGGCCAGACUGGCGAGUAUUUUUUGUUAUCUCGUUAUCUCGAGAUAACGAAGCUCGUUAUUCCAAGAUAACGAGAUAUCAUCAGCAGAAAACGGUUUUGACUGAACCUCACGCACUAAGUCACGGUAACGCUCCUCCUUAGCAACAGUCGUUAGUAACUCGUUAGCUGACGAGGAUCUGAAAAUGAUCUCAUAUGAAAAGACACAGUGUGAUUUCUGCCCUUGAUUGAAAUAUUCUCUGAUGCGUUGAUCAAUGCGUCGUUCUGACAUUUUCACUUUACAGCUCCACAAAGUCGUUAUAAUGAGAAAACGGGCUCUGUUAUCUCCAGAUAACCAGAUAACUAUCCGGUUAUCUCAGGAUAACAAAAAAAUCGUUUUCUCCUGAUGAUUUAAAAAAACAUUUACCAGUAUGACCUUUCUCAGCUUCUGUAGUAUUCACAACCAACAACAAGCACUUAACCACUAAAACCGUGGUAUUCAUUUUUUUUUUUUAUUCGGUUAAAACAAGUUUCUGUCACUUGAAGUCAAACAGGGAUGGCAAAACUUUCCAGCUGAUACGAUUCCCAAAACCUCGAACCAGGUUCUUCUGCCUUUAUGCACUUGAACAGCACAAAAAAAAAAAAAAAAAAAACACGUGUGGUCACAAGAUACUGAGUCAUCUUGUCGUUGUUGAGGUAAAAAUAAUAUGGACUGCACACUGACUUGAAAAUAACAUGAACUGUUGGCUAAGGUGAAACUAGAUGGACUUUUAUCAAAGAAGAAAAAUCAUCUCAGUCUUGACGAAGCUUGACUUUUAUUACUCCCUGGAAGCUAUGCAACGUGCAGGAAGCAUCGGUCUGUGUGAGAAUGUAAACAAUCAGCAUUGAACCUGAGAAGGUCUCUAAUCCAAAGAAUACUUAAUAACGAUGAACAGCAAUACAAAUAUAUGAAUUCUUUAAUGUUUUGUUUUUGUAUUUUCAUAUUUAUUCUCUUAGCAUGUGCUCAGUUUAUCCAUGUUUAUCAUACAGCUUCUUUUACAUGGUUACCUACAUACUGUGGUUUAUGUACUAAAGUGUUUGUGUGUAACUGAACAGGCUCACACACUUGUUCCCAGUUUUAUUUGUAUUUAUGAGUCUUAAUCCAUGUUAGUGAAGGGCAUGAGAGAAGCCGUACUGAAAUGUUUACCAGGAGGUUAUUGUUAGUCUGUAACGCAUAUUUCUGCUUUGUGAUCUAUUUUGUGUACUUGUCAAUAAACAAGUCUUCAUCUCUUUCA